Messenger RNA from Lotus japonicus, 2223 nucleotides. RefSeq lists its product as uncharacterized. The record is from RefSeq and is a predicted model, not a curated record. NCBI's taxonomy places the organism in Eukaryota, Viridiplantae, Streptophyta, Magnoliopsida, Fabales, Fabaceae. The transcript is spliced from 2 exons. Bases 292 to 1899 code for a protein of 535 amino acids.
UCACACCCUAAAAAAGCUUCAUUUGCCAAGCUGUGCACAGUUGCACUCACCAAACCAAACAUGCCCUAAAGUGAGACUCACACUAACAUAACACACCACAACACAUUAACACUAGUGUCAUUCAUUCACCUUGGCUAAACUAAACAUCCAAACCCUCCAACCUAGCUCCUUUAUUUUUUCCUCACUCUCCCCUGCACUUUCCCCUCUCUCACUCACCCCAUUACUCACUCUGACACACUAACACACACCUCUGCCUUCGUUUACUGUGUCCAAAGCAGCUAGCUAGCACUGAUGAAAGAGGUGACCGUUGAAGCUGAAGGUGGCGGCCACCACCAAGGAGGAGCACAAGGCGGCGCACCAGAGAAUGGGAAAGGAACAACAGCCACCAGGCCAGACUUGCACAACAGGGCCAUGAAAAUCUUGAGAGCUAGAGAGGCUUACAAUGGGUAUGAAGAAGUUGGAGAAAAACCCUCAAGAUUUGAAGUCAUGGGGUGGUACCUUUAUGAGUUCUGCUCCUACUUUAUCCAAACUGUCCUCAUCCCUGUUGUGUUCCCUCUCAUCAUCAGCCAGCUACAGAACCUCCCUGCAGACUGGGCCAAGAACAACCGCCCUGCAGGCACACACUGCUCACAAAAGGAACUUCAUCUGUAUAGCAAACUGACAAAUCAGACCAUAACUUCAAAUUUCUCCGCAUUGGAAUGGACAUCAAUUGGUUGGGCCAUAGGCCUAGCUAUUGCUGCUCCAAUCCUUGGCUUCCUUUCCUUCCACCUUGAUGGCCACUUCCCCAAAUUCAUCACAGUUGCAUCCACAGCUGUUGGAGUUUUCUUCUGCCUCCCUGCAGGCUUCUUCAAAGUCACAGCCAUCUUCAUCCCCUACAUUGCCGGCAUCGUCGCAGCCAGCACGGUCGCCACCGCCGCCCACACCCACCACCUCGGUCUCAUGAUCCGUUCCUUCACCGGACCGACCCUCAAAAGAUCCCAAUUCCCUAUCAGGCAAGGAAUCUCAAGCAAGCUCUCGCUUCAUGCGACCGCAGCUGGUUGCUUAGGCUCAGCAUUGAUCUCAGCCUUCACCUACCACAUGAUUCGUGAGCUCAAUGUGAAUGAACCUGACAUCAUGAGUCUCUGGAUUGUUUCAAUCUUCAGUGGCCUAAUCUGGCUUGUGGGGAUUUUCCAUGUUGCUACAGCCAUUGGCAGAACCACUGAUGAAAUUUCAUUCUCCUCAAGGCUCCACCCUUUCUCAGUUUUCAAGUACCCUCACGCCAUUGGAGCACUCGCUAGUGUUUUCAUCUCCUCAUUCAUCACCAUGACGAUUUUCACAGGAGGGGUUGUUUUCAUAGUGGGCCAGCUCUGCAUUAAACCAGUGCAUUUACUCUUCUUCUGGCUAACUUACUUCCUUUUCCCUGUUUUCUCUCUGUCUCUGCUUCAACCCCUGUUGCGUGUGAUCAAGAUGAACUCAGUGAAAAUGCAGAUUGUGGGGUUCCUCUUUUCACUGAUAUCUUCGGGUUUUGGAUUCUACUACGGUCACAGCCACUGGAAAUGGGGCCACUUGGUGGUGUUCAGCGUGAUUCAGAGCACUGGAACAGGGAUUUUGCAUGCAUUUAGCAGGGUUUUGGUUCUGGAUUGUGCUCCAUCAGGGAAAGAAGGUGCAUUUUCGAUCUGGUACGCGUGGAUGCGAAGCGCAGGGUUGUUGGUGGGGUUCACGGUGGGUUCAGUGUCUCCAGGAAACAUCAGAACUUCAUUUGGAGCUGCGUUUUGCACUGCCAUUGCUGGGAUUGUUGUGUUGCUUUUUGGAAAUAUCAGUGAUGUUGGAGGUGCUGUUGCUGCAGGGCAUGUCAGGGAUGAUAGUGAGAGAAGCUCUGCUGUUGCUGGAUUGGAUACGAAGGAAUCUGUGCAUGUUUGAAUUGAACUCCAUUAAUAAACCAGUGAAUGAAUGGUUAUGGUGAUGAUAGUGCAUGGUACAUUUUGCUGUCUGUGCUUAUAUGAUUCUUUGCAAAUGAUGAUGAUGUUAGUGGUGGUGCAUGCAAGGGUAAAAAAGGGUUUUAUUUCAUGAUUGAUUUUAGAUUUUAGAUGUAUUCUUGUGGUUACUGUUGUUCUUGGGCAUGCUUGUGUUUUUUCUUUUUUCUUUUUUUAAUCUCUGUUUGAGGAUUUGGGUUCUGACCAGUAUAACUGUGUAAUAGUAUUUUGUCAUAUUUGUUUCUCAUCAUUUCUAUAUACUCAUUACUCA